AUGGACGGCCGCGGCGCCGACGCCAACCCCAUGGCGCACGUUUUCCAGGCCAUCGACGAGGAGCUGGAGCUGGUCAAGUAUGACACUUGGAACGUGAUUGCGCCUGAGGGCACCUUCCUGACUCGCAUCGGGAACGACAACUUCUUCCAGGUCCUGGAUGACAUGGGCAAAGGGCCCGCCGCCAAGGCGGACUGGGCGCGGCUGCAGGCGGUUAUGAAGCCGCUGGCCAAGGCUGCCACGCUGCUGCCCCCCGUAGCAUUCAGAUACGACCCAGGCGUCCUUGUCAGCGCCAUUGGGCGCUACCUCCCCAAGCUGCUCACCGGCGGCCCCGAUGCUCUGAAGCUCACAGGGCCCUUCAGCAGGAGAAUCUAG
Monoraphidium neglectum is the source of this 372-nucleotide messenger RNA. RefSeq lists its product as hypothetical. The transcript has 6 exons. Lineage: Eukaryota; Viridiplantae; Chlorophyta; Chlorophyceae; Sphaeropleales; Selenastraceae. The record is from RefSeq and is a predicted model, not a curated record. Gene Ontology annotation, biological process: carotenoid metabolic process. The coding region runs from base 1 to 372 and encodes 123 amino acids.